Molecule: messenger RNA, 801 nt
Organism: Penicillium argentinense
Lineage: Eukaryota; Fungi; Ascomycota; Eurotiomycetes; Eurotiales; Aspergillaceae
Product: coiled-coil-helix-coiled-coil-helix domain-containing protein
Exons: 3
Coding region: 1-801 (266 amino acids)
Biological process (GO): protein import into mitochondrial intermembrane space
Cellular component (GO): mitochondrial intermembrane space
Molecular function (GO): protein-disulfide reductase activity
Source: RefSeq, a predicted model, not a curated record
AUGUUCCGUCCCGCCGUACGAGCGCUCGCCCGCGCACCCGUCGCCGCGCCCUGUGGCCCGGCCAGCAGACGAUUGAUAAGCACCGGUCCGACGAAGUCGAGAAGCUGGAAAAACACCGUCAUCCGCCUCGGUUUGGCCGGCGGUGCCAUCUACUAUUACAACACCAGCAGCGCAUUCUCGAAGGAACCUUCCUUCUCGAUUCUCGCGACGCAGAAGGAGAACGGCAAUGGAACCACCGAGACCCUUGACUCCAUUACCCCGAAGAUCCGCGCAGAGCGCGAAGCCGCCGCCCGGUCCCAGCCGAAGCCCCAAUCCGCCAACCUGGAAGGUGGUGUGAACCCUGAGCAACUCGAGGAGGAAGCUGGCCAGGAAGCUGCCUUCAACCCGGAGACCGGCGAGAUCAACUGGGACUGCCCGUGCUUGGGUGGCAUGGCGCACGGCCCAUGCGGAGAGGAGUUCAAGGCGGCCUUCAGCUGUUUCGUGUACUCGCAGGAGGAGCCCAAGGGCAUUGACUGCAUUGAGAAGUUCCAGGGUAUGCAAAAUUGCUUCCGCGCCCACCCCGACGUGUACGGCGCCGAGCUGGAAGACGAGGAGGCCGAGGGCGCUGCUCCGGCCGAGCAACCGACUGCCGCCGAUAUUGACGCUGCCUCGCAUCCCGAGGAGAAGCGGGCUCGCGCCAAAGACGCCAAAACCCAGGUGAAGGCCGACAACGUCGAGAAGGGCGAGCACGCCGAGAGCGAGGCGCUGGUUCCCAAGGCUGCCCACGACGCCGAGCAGAAGAAUCAGGAGGUCUCGAAAUGA